Molecule: messenger RNA, 3075 nt
Organism: Corticium candelabrum
Lineage: Eukaryota; Metazoa; Porifera; Homoscleromorpha; Homosclerophorida; Plakinidae
Product: cation channel sperm-associated auxiliary subunit epsilon-like
Exons: 35
Coding region: 1-2862 (953 amino acids)
Biological process (GO): sperm capacitation; flagellated sperm motility
Cellular component (GO): CatSper complex; sperm principal piece
Source: RefSeq, a predicted model, not a curated record
AUGUACACUAGUACCGUCCUUGCUAUAACACCGCCCAAAAAAUCGGACGCUUUACGCUCUCAUCCCACUCUCCGUGUUGCAUCCUCACAAAUUAUCAGAUUGGAGACGUUUCCGUUUGAUGACGACGUCUUUCACUAUCGGAUUCCUUUUGUUGUCUACUUUGAUUUUCAAGCAAGAGCUGGUGCACUUAACGCAACUUGGAGUAUUCCAGAUGACUGCACAAUACAGAAAAGAAGGAGCGCUACUAGCAAUGUUGCACUGGAAGUUCUGUGUUCACAGCCAGGAGAUAAACUAAUCACGCUUAAACAAAACGAUUCAUUCUCUGAGACUACUAGAGUGACUUUAGUUGACAGCUUAGAUUGUUAUAGCUGGUACGCAGCAGCUGAAUCGAAUCAAGAAAGACGGUAUGCAAAUGGUAGCUGGUCAACAGUACUUCGCGUUUGGAUUGUCGACCACAGACAUUCGACUGAUGAGGAGAGACUUCACAACAUACUUCUUCCUUCUGAGCACUCGGAAACAUUGACAUUUCAGUACUAUUCCUUGGGUGAAGAACCCCAUUUGCAACUGAUGGAUAUCGCAUACAGUAACCAUUUAGAGAUCAAACAAAGCGGUUUCAACACGUCAACUGGAGUCUGGCAAUUUUUGCUCGUCUCUUUGUCUGGUGAAGUACCGUUAGUUGUGCGUGGGAAUGAUGUCAUCAUUUUAGGGUGUGGAAUAAGGGACGGAGUAUUGCUUCUGUCAUUUGGACGUGUCGUGGUACCAUCGCUAAGUUUGGCAUCGACUACGAUUCUUACCACGGGGAAAUCCAAAUUAAUACAGCAUCAACAGGAGCUGAAUAUUGGUGUUUAUAUCUUAAAAAACGGCACGUAUUUGAGCAAUAGCUACUUCAAGACCUUCGAAGAAUUAAGACUUCCUUCUCAGCACUUUUCAAGUCGAUCAGUGGAUGACGCGACCUUUUUGGACAAGAACCUUUUGUUACUGAUCAGCUCGGACGUCUACGUUAUUGAUCUUGAAGGAGGCUUUGUAGCCAGCUUGACCAGCUUAGAUGCUUCGGUUGAUCGCAUUCAGGCAGUCUCCUUGGUAGUUCGCGGAGCCAUUGACGGAACGUCCAGUCUACAGCUGUCUAACGCUGCCGUAGCUGUUUGGAAUGGAAAGAAUCAAUCGGACAGGUUUCUUUUGUCAAUGGACGGAGGUCUCACAUUUUCUACCAUAUCUCUGCCCCUUUCUGCUUCAUCGCUGCUCAUCUGGAGUAUCGGUUUUCAUCCUUUUUCUCCUGUUGUCGCGCUGUUAGUGGCAAGUCACAAAAGCAAAACAAAAUCAGUGUUUUACUAUUUCCAAUACAGUAACAAUCAGUGGGAACCGCAUACGUCUCACGAGUUUCUUCUUGGUUUCGACAGUGAAGUCACGCAGCCUGACUUUGCCUGGUUUCCUAGAGGAUCUGGUGAGAUGCUGUUGUGGGAUUCCUCUCGAGUUUACUACAGUACAAUAGCAGGAAGAUCAGGAUCUUUGCUGCGCUUUAUCAGAGGUCCUUAUCUCAAUGACGAGCAGUUAAUAUUAAACGAAUUUAUCUCCGAGGUCCAUGCAGCUCUUGACGGCACUUUUGUGAUUUUGACGACAAUAAAAAGGCUGUUUGUGGGUCAUGCAGGGACGGAACAUGUUUUACUGGUAACUACUGUUGCUCAUCCUGAUAGUUACGUCUCAUUGGCGUUUGACAGUUCCUCAAGGCUGCUACUGGUUAUUGCUCAGUCUUCAUAUCACAUAAAGAGGCACUACCUGCCGUUGCGUCAGCUCAUUCAAAACAGUCUGCAAAGAAAUUCAAAUUGUCCUUACAUCCACUGGUCAAGUAAUUUUCCUCUCGAUCUCUACUAUGUGGAUAUGAAUGAGAUCUUGCAGUUGUGGUCAUAUUUAGUGCCAAAGGCGUGGAAGUCUAAUGAGCUGACGAUUCUUGUGUCAGAUUUCUCUAUUUUGAACGUAACAAUCGAAAGUGCCGAACAACUAGCUACCACUCAAGGCAUCAUAGUUAGAAACGAGACGAUACUCUUGUUCGAAAAUGCUGCACUGUCUUCACAAUCAGAAUCAGGGAAGAUUGUUAGCAUCAAGAUAAUGCCUGCCAAUAGCAGUCUCUUGUGUUUCCAGCCAAGAGAAGCGGUUUCUCACUUAAUACUCGGAUGUCCUCCUUACCGCAUUAUCAAAAUCCAUUUAGGGAACGAUGAAAAUUCGGACUACUGUAAAUCAUACAUGAACUACGAGAAAUCAUCUUCACGUCAGCCCAAGUAUAACUACAGCGUUUACGGUUGUCCUCUUCGUGUGAAGUACCACCAAACGUUUCUGCCAAGUCUGGACUUAUAUGAUAGAGACGCAGUAGUUGACUCGGUCGCGGCGGACUUCAUUUUGAUAGAUGAAUUGGGUAACUCAGGUUUAUCAUACACUCAUACUGCUAGAGAGGUGGGCUGCUUACGCACACCGGAAUGGUUGAAACAACUGCAAGCUCGUUCAACAGUAAAUUUCACUGUACCAGCACAGGGAUAUCAUUCUUGCUUCAACAGUUCAGUUGAUGUCAGCAGUGAUGACUAUCUCGAUGAAGCUUACCUUCUUCUCAACAGCUCAUCUCCAAACCGCUUGAGACUGUCUUCAGGAGAUGGACUUUACCUAUUCACAGCAAAGAUAAUUGCAAACGGCUACAGCUAUUGUAACCUUGAGACACGCUUUGCCGUCAAGAUUUAUGGCACUCCUUUUCGUUCUGUGGCUGGAUAUGCUGUAUUAGGUACUUGCUGUUUGGUUGGUAUCGGUGCUCUUAUCAUUGUUUACUACGUCCAACGACAUGAAAUAAGAAAGCGAUCAUCAGCAGACAAAGACAAGUAGGAAAAGAAGUAUCAUGGAGUGGAAGCGUUGCUUUGCCCACAUAUUCUAAAGGUUCACCGUACAGAAUGAGGAUUGACCUUUUAAGAUUAAGAUUGCAACACAUGAUCAUGCGGUAUGGAUUCUAGAAACUAGGUAGAUGGAUGUCAUAGGGAUCAAUCGCCUUAUUCAACUUCCUUCCACUGUCAGUAAGAAUUCGAUUUUCAGUGCUUGAAA